Molecule: messenger RNA, 603 nt
Organism: Physella acuta
Lineage: Eukaryota; Metazoa; Mollusca; Gastropoda; Physidae
Source: RefSeq, a predicted model, not a curated record
AUGGGUGGAUUUCAACUGGUUUAUCCCCAAGUUCGAAUCCCAAUCGAUGAGCGUCUAGAGAACAUUGAAAGGAAACAGAAGAAGUUAGAAAUAAAACUCAAUAAAAGCCUAAAGGGCCCAACCAAAUUAGAGAUGAAAGAAGUCAUGGACCAGAUUACAGUAGACCGAACAAAGUACGACGAACUCCUGGAAGAGUUAGAGCUCCUGAAACAAAAGCUCCGGGACAAGGAGGAAGAGAUCGAGCGUCUUCAACUGGAUCAGGCCGAGGAGAAGUCGAGGCUGACACAGGAAAUUCAGAUGUUGAGGGACGAGCUAGAGGCUAAAACUAUGACGUUAGAGAAGCUCGAGACAGAUGUUGGUUGUCUGAUAGCCAGAGAGAAAAGAAUGUCCAAAGAAAUCGCGAACAUUCAACAAAAUCUGCAGAAGCUACUGUUUAAUAAUAAUAAUAAGGACAGCCCACGUCGGCCAGUGGUCAAGAAAUACAGAGGCAGACUUCAAGACUGGAAACCGUGACGUCAUCAGCUGGUUAACUAACUCUUACAUUACUGUAAAAUAUGCUGCGAUAUUCACUUAAUUAAAAUACACAAUUUGUAAUCAUAUUUA